Eufriesea mexicana is the source of this 5072-nucleotide messenger RNA. RefSeq names its product transcription factor cwo (gene cwo). NCBI's taxonomy places the organism in Eukaryota, Metazoa, Arthropoda, Insecta, Hymenoptera, Apidae. The coding region runs from base 2674 to 3867 and encodes 397 amino acids. The record is from RefSeq and is a predicted model, not a curated record. Gene Ontology annotation, molecular function: protein dimerization activity; DNA binding. Gene Ontology annotation, biological process: regulation of DNA-templated transcription. The transcript has 10 exons.
ACGUGAGGACCUAUCAGGAUUUCCUCGCGGGAAUCAGAGCUAUCCAGGGCAAGAAGGGAACGCAACGUAACGGCUAUAAUUAUGUAUCGGCCGAAGCGAAUGUUCUAAUUUGCCAAGGACAAACGAGCGGACAUUUCUGCGAGACGUGAUUUUCAGGCGAUAAUCGAGGGGAAGCACCUCGAUACACCAGCAAUGCAAUCACCGUGACGUAUUGCGUCAAAAUCGAGACAAAGGGACCGAGGAAUGGGUGAUAUAUUUUCUCCAACGAAAUCUAGAUCUAUCCGGGAUAUACUGUCGUAUUACGACGAUGACUGCAACGUACGAAAAUAAUUGUAGCAACAAUGGCUGUCGAAAACAUGCAAACAUCGUUGAAUAUUCAUCGACAUGUGUCCACCCACGGCGGCGUUCUAUCUAAAAGUCACGUAGGCACGUGGUGGGACAUGGUCACCGUUUGAAUGAUGCAUAAUUUAAUUCCAGCUCAAAGAGGAAUCCGUCCAGUGCUCUAGAAGGAAUUUAAAUUGCUCCGUCUCGUGGUAGAAUCCGGAAUCAAAGGUUAAAGAUCUGGCUCCGAUAACGACACCCUAUCAAACCUACUUGUGAUCAACCGUUCAAGUGUACCAAAAUAUCGCCGUCUGUACGUUACACCCAAUUGACGAAUAUUAAGUUCAAUAAUUUCUUUUCAGAGCAGCCACGAAGACCGAGUCGAUUAAUGCACGACACGGGACACGUAAUGGUGUACCAGAUCAAGAAUAGCCCGGAGUUGCCACAGAUUGCGUUUAUUUUCUCCUGAGCCGUGCAGAAAAUAAGACGCCUAUUUUCGAAUCGGUCGCGUUACACGAGUACUCGUGCAUACGUCAAGUUCGUAGCCGCUUUAAAGGGGGAACAAGCCAAAAAGUUCACUUUCUCGGUAACGUGAAACAUUUAAGCUAAAUACAUUAUAUACCGGAUAUAUUAAGCAACGACCUCUUGUUCCGGUGAUCAUCGUAUGAUCACGAAUAUGAGCUAUUUAAAGAAAUUUAUGGUAUUAUUAUAGACGACGCGUAAUUGGAAAGUGAAAAUAAUGUCAUAUCCAAUUUCUUUUUACACUCAUAGAUCCUGUGUUUAUGAACUGGAUCGUUCGUCUUGGAAUUACUUGUCCACCGGCAAGCCAACGUUUACAUAAGCAAAAAUGCUUAUACUUUCUAGUCCGUCUGUGGACGUUCAACGUCAUAAAAAUGUUUCGUAAUGCGUAAAUCUCACCGACAAAAACGCAUCGUUAACUGCAUUCUUUCCGCGCGUUCACCGUAAUUUCUUUUCAGUUUUAAUGCAGUCACGCGAUCGACCAAUGAGCGUAAUCACCUGCGCGACGUGUUCGAUCGUGCGUGUACGUGUAACAGAAGCGAGAUCUGGAUUCCACAGCGAAGUCGGUCACGUUUCUGAUUUUCUGCUUUGACCACGUUUCAUUGUUCAUAAUGGAGUCGUGCAACGACCUUAUUUGCAAACGUAGCUUCUUCGUCAACCACUGUUAUCGCAUACAUUAUUUAAAGGGUCGUGUACGACUGGAUAUUGCUCGCAAUUUGCGCAUUUUCAAAUCGAUGUACUAACGAUAGUUAUAUCACAAUCGAAAUAUACAGGGAAAAAUACGCCCUCGAUAUCUGCUAUAUUUUUGACACAUCUUUCGACGAACGUGCUUCAAUAACCCAGUUCUCGUAACGCAAGCUUGCGUUCAAAUUCAUGCGAAGCAGUAACGCGGAUGCUGAAUAAUCAAAAUUUAAUCCAUUCGAUAAAACGAACGCAAUGUCUGGGAGGACGCGACGCGACGUAUGCGUGAACGAGCUGCAGAGCACGCAAACGCCACGGCGCAGGUAUAAACACAUCGUCGAAUCGCGCGAGAGCGAGAACUAUCAUUACCGCGUGUCCUCGUGUCACGGCGGAGCCUGAAUACCCGUCGAGCCUGCGGUCUCACACUCUGCUUCGAUCCAAUCGGUGGAAGGAAGAAAGAGCCAAGCUAAGGCACGUAGACCGUGAUCGAGAACGAACAAGGAGAAGCGGAGCGGAAUAAAAGGUGGUGAGAGAGAUGGUCAACAGUCUCGUAGGAAGGGAUGCAAUGGUGUGGAGAUUGCUGUAGCGAGAGAUCGAUCGGCAAUCGCCGGUUCCAAAAAAAGAAAUCGGGAAAUAGGAAGGAAGACAGAGAAGAAAAGAAGAGGGCGCCAGUACAGAUAUAUCGGUGAGUGUGACUGGACGGAAAGACGUGGGCGAUUCCCAAGUACCGGCCUCCUGGUCCGUCGUGUCGUUUCGAGUGUGUCAGUGAGUUUGUGGAGGCGAACCUAACCUAGUCGUCGGGUGCGCACUAUCGAUCAAGAAGCCAUCGGUUUAAAGAGGACUUGACUCUUUUUUCGGAUAUUCGUUAAGUAUAAUUAAUUUUGCGCUCGGUGGAAAUACAUUUGUGCGUAUCGUUAAAUUUCGCGCUCAAUUACGGACAGUUGCUUUCUUAACGUGCGUGUUACGGGCGUGAAUUCAAAGAAGAAAGUUUUUCGGUCCCCGUGUGGAAACGGAAACAGAUCGAGAGAGAAAGGUGACGGAUAGUUGAAGAUAAACGAGGAGAGGAAACGAGAGGUCUAGAAGCUAACGGUGACAGCGACUGGAAAUCGGAAGUGAUCGUGUUGUGCAUUGGAAACGAUUCUAUGCGGCAAGAUGAUGGAGACACAGAAUUACUGGGAGGACAACUCCGCUCAUUCUAUGCAAGUCAAAUACGAGAGUCUGGAUGGUAGAUCUUGCAAGGACGAGAUAUACAGGAUGGGCAUAGGCGCUGGAUACUGCGAGGGGAACUUGAACUUUGCCACGGCCUCGGAGGAUGACGAGGUAUACACCAAGAAGAAAGUCUCUAGGCAAGAUCCAAUGUCUCACAGGAUCAUCGAAAAGCGGAGAAGAGAUCGUAUGAAUAACUGCUUGGCCGACCUGAGCAGACUGAUACCGGCCGAGUACUUGAAAAAAGGUCGAGGAAGAGUAGAGAAGACUGAAAUCAUUGAAAUGGCCAUUCGUCACAUGAAGCAUCUUCAAGGUCUUCGACAAGAAUCCAAACAUCCUGCCGUGACAUCGGUGCACACGCAUCCCGAGGACAGCGUGGAUAGUGUCUCGCAUUCAACUGUCGCAUCAACAGCAGCUGAACACUACAGGCUGGGUUUUCAAGAGUGUCUAAGUGAGACUAUGCAUUUCCUGGUAGAAGUAGAGGGCUUCUUCGCCAGGGACUCUCUGUGUGUUCAACUGAUCAGCCAUUUACAACAACACUGCGAAAAGAUCUUAGCUACCAGCGAUAGAUUAGGCUUCCCUCAUCCCGAGAUGCCUACAGCGAAUGGCAUCGCGAAUGGGACCGGCUACGCUCACACCAGCAUUCCCACGAUAUGUCAGCCGAAUGGUCAUUCGGAUCAUGGUUCGAGCUCCGGUGUAAGUUCCUUUGGCGAUCCGGAGCGUCCUCUACGCCCAACGAUCAUCCCACCGCCGGCAAUCGUAAGCGACGAUAGCAAUCAUAGCACCCAUUCGCACAGUACACCGCCAAGUACCAACUGUAAGCCUUCCAACUACAAGUUCAAGAGCUCCAUCAAGCAAAGGUUUUCCGCGGAGAGGAUAAAAUCUAGCCCGCCGCCGGCCACCAACAUGGAGAAACCGUCUUCCUCGCAUGGUGUGCCUAUCUUCGCCUUGCACGACGGUGGCGCUUUCUAUGUCCCGUUAACCGUUGAAGCAUCUCUGUUAAGGCCUCAUUUGAAUUUCAUCUCGGACACCGGUCCAGACACGGUUCUUCAUCCAGUUACGAUAUCGGUGAACUUCAACCAUUCGAGUCCGCCAGCGUGGUCAGAUCAUCACAGCCCAACGCAUCAACAGCAAACAUAAAUGACAAAUCAGGAGUCGUAUCUGAAUGUGACCCGAUGUCCUGUCUCGCUCGUUCCAACUGUCGAUGCAUGUACGCACGUGCAUGUGUUUAUACGCUUGGACCUGCGUAUUCUAGAUUCCCUCAUGCAAAAAUAGCGUUGCCGGUAUGAAAACUAUUUCUGAAUGGACGAAGACGAGCGACGACGCAGAUCAAUCGUACUCCGGGAAGAGUACGGUCGGUAAUCAUCGAAUCGAACGAUUCGAUAAGAUGUUUUAGGGGCUCGUGUUCGAUUGGUUCUUUGAGAGGAAUCGAUCGUUGCACGGUAAUCGCGAUAAUGGUGAUCGCGAUUUCAUUUUUUUUUUGUUCUCUAGUUGUUAUUAUCCGAGGAACGCUGAUGUAGCGUGUUUAGAGUUUUACGAAGAACGAAGGCGUCGAGGAUGGUUUUUUCUUUCUUUUGUAUAUUUACCGAGGCUGUGGGUUGUCUUAGCAUUUACAAGAUUUGAGAGAAAGAGCGAUGUAGAGAUAUCGUAGGUAGAGAUAGAGUAUUAGGGCUUGAAGCCCCGGGUUGCUUUAGCUUCGGUGUGUUUUUUUUCCUUUCGACAAUAUCGUCACAGUCGAAUCCCGUUCCUUCAUUUUUCUUUUUUUUUUUUUCCUCUUCUCUUACAUCGAUCUUUAUUUCGUUGUAUCUUCUUUUGUCCGUUUCACCUUCUUCCGUGCUUCAUUUUCUGUUCAUUUUUCGGCUGAGCAAAUGUGUCACGUGGUGAACAAAAGUCGUAACGGUAUCGAAUUCCGAGUUACGUUUAUCGUAAUUAGUAUUAAAUAAAAACUCAUUGGUGUAUCUACGUUUGCGAAGCAACCAAUCUACGAUCAUGUAAACAUAUUUAACUCUCGCACGAAAACUGAAGCCUGAUUGCCCGCAACAUGUUCAGUUGGCUGACAAAAUUCUGUUUUCUAAGCGUAAGCUAGCCGACAGAAGUGCCUAGAAUACUUUGAGUUACAAAUUCCAUUUAUGUGAUCGUUCUGUAUGUACGAAGAAAGUGGUUUAUUUUUUUCUUUGGAUAAUUCUGUCACCUUCGAUCGCAAAGCGGAUCGAGUCUGCUCGGCGCCCUGGCAAACGGGCCUUAGCAAUUAAAGACUGACCAAGACCUGCAUUAAACUAAAUUCUUGUAAGAUCAUUGCAUUAAAUAUAUAUUUGUACAUACCACGUUUAGUUGUAACGUUAACG